Molecule: messenger RNA, 528 nt
Organism: Triticum turgidum subsp. durum (durum wheat)
Lineage: Eukaryota; Viridiplantae; Streptophyta; Magnoliopsida; Poales; Poaceae
Source: the annotation of a GenBank genome assembly
AUGGCGACCGCAGAGGCAGGUGAGAAGAAGAUGAUCAUGCUCAAGUCGGCCGAUGGCGAGGAGUUCGAGGUGGAGGAGGCAGUCACCAUGGAGUCGCAGACCAUCCGCCACAUGAUCGAGGAUGACUGCGUUGACAAAGGCAUCCCGAUCCCCAACAUCAACUCCAAGGUCCUCUCCAAGGUCAUCGAGUACUGCAACAAACAUGUCCUGGCCAAGACAGUCGACGUCUCUAGUGGAGCCACAUGUGCUACUGCAUCUGACACCAUGGCUCCCGCCGCCCUUGCCGAGGACCUCAAGAUCUGGGACGCAGAAUUCAUCAAUGUCGACCCUGACACUCUCUUCGACCUCAUCAAGGCUGCAAGUUACCUCAACAUCAAGGGGUUGUUGGACCUGACUUGCCAGACUGCUGCAGACAUGAUUAGUGGCAAACCUCCGGAGGAGAUCCGUAAUUUCUUCAACAUCCAGAACGACUACUUGCCAGAGGAGGAGGAGAAGAUCCGCAGGGAGAACCCGUGGGCAUUUCAGUAG